This is a messenger RNA of Leptopilina heterotoma, 2076 nucleotides long. Its product is annotated as glucose dehydrogenase [FAD, quinone]-like. Gene Ontology annotation, molecular function: oxidoreductase activity, acting on CH-OH group of donors; flavin adenine dinucleotide binding. The record is from RefSeq and is a predicted model, not a curated record. The transcript has 5 exons. NCBI's taxonomy places the organism in Eukaryota, Metazoa, Arthropoda, Insecta, Hymenoptera, Figitidae. Bases 51 to 1847 code for a protein of 598 amino acids.
AAAAUCAGUUAAUUUGUCUGAAACGUAAAUAAAUUAUUCUAAAAGGAAUAAUGGUUUUUACACUCGGACCAUUUUUUCAAGAUUUGUGCGAUUUGGGUGAAAAAUGUACAAAUUGUCCAUCAGAAACUAUAAUGUUUGCAACAAUUCUCUCUCUCAUCUUUGGGUAUUCUAAAGAUAAGAAUAAAUUAAAGCGUAAAAUUCCAAACGAACUGGAUUUUAUUAUUGUGGGAGCCGGUUCCGCAGGAUGUGUUCUUGCUAACAGAUUAACGGAAAUCGAAGAUUGGAAUGUCCUCCUCUUGGAAGCAGGUGAAGAAGAGUUGGAACUUAGUAAAAUAGGGUCGUCAUUUUUCUUAUCAUUUGGAAGUAGCAUUAAUUGGAAUUAUAAAACAGAAGCCGAUGCAAAUUCUUGUCAAGCAAGCAACGGUUGUUUGAUGCCACGUGGAAAGGUAAUGGGCGGAUCGAGUUCAAUUAAUGGUAUGUUAUAUGUCAGGGGAUCCCCAUCAGACUAUGAUAAUUGGGCCAAACUUGGUAAUGACGGUUGGAGUUACAAGGACGUUUUGCCUUAUUUCAAAAAGUCUGAAAAUAAUCUAGACAAUAAUAUAGUGAGUGCAAAUCCUCAGUUUCACAAUAAAGGAGGAUAUCUAACAGUGGAAAAAUUUCCUCACACUGACAUAAAUGCGCAACUAUUAACAAAAGCCUGGCAAGAAAUGGGAUACAAAUACGUUGACGUGAAUGCCAACAAUAGCCAAAUUGGAGUAAUGAAUAUCCAGACAACAUCACUUAAUGGAAGGCGUCAAAGUACAAACAGUGCUUUUAUUCGACCAAUUAGACAUAAAAGGCGAAAUUUGUACAUUGAAACAGAAGCAUUCGUUACGAAAGUCAAAAUAGAUCCUGCAACCAAAAAAACGAUUGGUGUUGAAUACAUUAAUAAGUAUGGAGAAAAGAAAACCGUAAUGGUACGCAAGGAAGUCAUCGUAUCAGCAGGUGCAAUUAAUUCGCCUAAGCUGCUCAUGCUUUCUGGAAUUGGACCAGCUGACGAAUUAAAGAAACACAACAUCAGUGUGAUAAAAGAUUCACCAGUCGGUCGAAAUCUUCAGGAUCAUGUAACGUUCAAUGGUCUCCGCAUCAAACUUAACAACACUUCUACAAAAAAGAGUUUAAAGAAAAGAAUUGCAGACUUACAACAAUAUUUAAAGAAUAGAACAGGUCCACUAGCAAAAAUAGGUCCUGUCGAAAGUGCUACUUUCGUAAAAACGACUUUUGAAACUGAAAAACAAGUUCCAGAUAUUGAAUACAAUUAUGAGCCCUUUGAUAGUGAUGGACAAUUGUCUAUUACAAAUUCCUAUGAAUUAAUAACUGUAAUUCCCGUACUAUUAAAUCCUAAGAGUAGAGGAACGAUAACCCUGAAUCCAUCAGAUCCAAUUAUGGGACCACCUGUAAUUCGUCAAGGAUUUUUCACCAAGAGUCCAGACCGAGAACGUCUUAGGGAAGGAAUAAGAAUUUUCCAAUCGUUAUUCAAAACCAAAGUUUUUCAAGAGAAUGGAAUGACUCUAGAAGAUACACCAUGGCCUCUUUGCGAACGAUUUCAAUUCAAUGGUGACUAUUACUGGUAUUGUAUGAUGAAGCAAUAUACGGAAACUGAUUUCCAUCCUGUUGGUACUUGUAAAAUGGGUCCAGAGUCCGAUGUGGAUGCUGUAGUUGAUCCAGGAUUACGAGUUCGUGGAAUAAAGGGACUCAGAGUUGUUGAGGCCUCGAUAAUGCCGAUCAUUGUUCGGGGCAAUACCAACGCACCGACUAUUAUGAUUGCUGAGAAAGCUAGUGAUAUGAUUAAAAAUGAUUGGAAGUAAAAACCUUCUUAGGAAGGAUUUUUAUAAAUUUAAUUUGAAUCACUAGAUUUAUUUGAUUACAUUUUAAUAAUUAUACUUUUAAAGUUUGUUACUUAUAUUUACUCGAUUUAAUAUAAAAACUUUACAGUUAUUUAUUUAAAACCUUACUCGUUUGUUUCAUAUCUUAUUUAUACAAAAUUCACAUUUAAAGAAAAUAUGCUAAAAGAUAAAAUCCAAAACUUGUUUAACU